Messenger RNA from Hemicordylus capensis (graceful crag lizard), 1925 nucleotides. It is a transcript of the gene BIN3, whose product is annotated as bridging integrator 3. Gene Ontology annotation, molecular function: lipid binding; protein binding. NCBI's taxonomy places the organism in Eukaryota, Metazoa, Chordata, Lepidosauria, Squamata, Cordylidae. Gene Ontology annotation, cellular component: actin cortical patch; cytoplasm. The coding region runs from base 196 to 1065 and encodes 289 amino acids. The record is from RefSeq and is a predicted model, not a curated record. The transcript has 8 exons. Gene Ontology annotation, biological process: plasma membrane tubulation; actin cortical patch localization; endocytosis.
AGUUAAUUGACUCCCUUCACUGGCUCUCCGUCCCGUCUCCGUGGUGGUGGCUGCUGCUGCAGGGGGAGACUCUAAGGCGGCACUCUGGGCGUCCUCCUUUCCUCCUGGGCGCUGGGCAGCAGCGCCCCGGGCGGGCGAGCUCAUCGGCCCCACCUCCCUCCGCCGCAGCAGAACUUUCACUUGCGGGGGCGCGGCAUGGAAAGGGUUACAAACAGCCCGGCCACCCACGCCGCCGGCCCCGCCACGCCGUCACGUGGCCCCGCCUCACCGCGUGCCUCUGACCUCACUUCCGGAGGGCGGGCGCAGCGCGGAGCCGGUACUUCCGGGGGAGAGCCGGGCCAGAAGGGGGACCAUGAGUUGGUUGAGAGAGAUUUUGAACGAGAGUAUGGAAAGCUUCAGCAACUGGAAGAUCAGACUAAGAAGCUCCAGAAAGACAUGAAGAAAAGCACAGAUGCAGACCUAGCAAUGUCCAAGUCAGCAGUGAAAAUCUCAUCUGAUUUGCUGUCCAACCCACUCUGUGAGCAAGACCCCAAAUUCCUUGAGAUGGUGAUGGCGCUGGACACAGCCAUGAAGAGAAUGGAUUCUUUUAACCAAGAAAAGGUGAACCAAAUCCAGAAGACAGUCAUAGAGCCCUUGAAAAAAUUCAGUGGCGUCUUUCCUAGCCUGAAUAUGGCAGUGAAACGGCGUGAGCAAGCGCUCCAGGAUUACAAGCGGCUGCAGUCUAAGGUGGAGAAGUAUGAAGAGAAGGAGAAGACGGGACCCAUCCUGGCCAAGCUGCACCAGGCUCGGGAUGAGCUGAGGCCAGUGAAAGAGGACUUUGAGGCUAAGAACAAGCAGCUUCUGGAAGAGAUGCCCAAAUUCCACAGCAGCCGCGUCGAUUACUUCCAGCCAAGCUUUGAAUCCCUGAUCCGGGCUCAGGUUGUGUACUACACUGAAAUGUACAAAAUAUUUGGAGACUUGACGGAACAGAUUGAUGAGCCUGGCCUGACAGACGAGCAGAGGGAGAAGGAGAAUGAAGCCAAGCUGAAUGAACUGAGGGCACUCUCUAUCGUGGCUGAUGACUGACCUCCACUUUGUAGGAGUUACAAGGCAGCAGCUGGUGCUGUGGGGACCUUUUGCUCCUACACAGAAACCUUCAUGGUUAGACUCCUUGUUCUCCAAAGACGUGGGCCCCUCUUGACUUUUAGCCCCUUGCAGGUAUGCUCCCCCAGAUCAGAAGUGCCCGCUUGCAGCAGCUCUCCAAAACUGAACCGCCACAGCAAGAGAGUGGGACAGGUCCUUGUCACUACCACAUACGGACUCUGGAAUUGGACUUUAGGAGUUUCUCUUUCCACCUCCCCAGCACAAGACACAAUGAUUUAUAAGCUUUAAUUGUCAUGGUCUGUAGCUAUGUGUGCUUAGUUACUACAGGUAGAGAAUUUCUUUCCAGAUGUGGUGGUGGGGAGACUGUAUAACUGUGCCUUGAAGAGAAAGGUCUUGUCACCACACUGGAGCCUUUUUCUAGAAGAGGAGCUGGUAAGAUUUGUGUUUGCAUGCGACAGAAGGCCAUCUCUAAUAGCAAUGGUUUUGGACUGGGUUACAGUAUUAUUAACCUUGGUCUCAAGGGUGUCUCACUCACCUCUUGUGGCCCCAGAGAGAAGGCUCUGUGCAAGGCAAGGCAAUAACAGCAUUAUGUAACUCUCCUGAGGGAUUCUUUGGCUCCCGAGGUAGGACGGCCUGGAUUGACUGCUUGAAGCACUGCAGGUGUAUUCCAGGGCUGAGGGGAGCUUUGCUAGCAAACAGGCGCCUCUGCUCCCAGCAGGAAGUCGGACUGUACAAGCACAGGUGAUUUUUCUUUGUGUAGACUUUCCCCAACUCUUUUCUGUUUAAUCCGCCUUGGAGCAAGUAGGUAGAUGACAUUUCUUUAAAUGUAAGUGUUCCUCUAA